CUUAUUAAAUAGGUUUACAGAUUUAUGAUAGUUUAGCUCGAGAAAUUCCGAUAUCAUUAUAAAAUAUGGUUCGUAGCACAAGGUCAUCUGCAGUAACUUCGCUUGAUGAGAUUCCAGAAAACAAAAACGCUGACGACAUAUCUACGGAAAAGGAAGAUGACGUGGAAGUUAUUCCCCCAGAAGUUGUAGAAUUGGAUGCUAACGAAAAGUCAGAACCCAUCCACCAAACGGAGAUUGAAGCAGUCUCGAUUUAUAGCGAAAAAGGUUCCUCUGUUGGCGUGAAACAAAAAGCGCUUGAAAUUGACCAAUCAGAAGAUAAAGAGGAAGAAAAAGGGAAGAAGCGGAAGAGACACCAGAGUAAGAGUAAGAGCAAGAAAAAAGGAGAGAAGAGUUCUUCCAAAUCUUCUUCAAAGAAGGCCAAGAAAACAGAAGAAACUGCAGAAAAGUGCGAAGAUAACGAGCCAGCGAAGCAAGUUCAAGACGUGAGUGCAACAGCUGAAAAUUGUACACCUAGUGUCAUUGAACCCCAACCCAUUGAAAACAAUGCGAGUUUCCAGCCGCCGGUGGCUGAAAAAUCUGCAGAUAAGACAGAGAAAACAACAUCAUCAAGUUCAACUGGGCAAGCGAGGCUUGAAGGGAGAGAAGAGACUAAGAAAUCAAGAGAUCGAAGUCCGCAGCGUGAAUCUGACAAGAUUCGCACAGACAGAGAGCGGGACCGAGAUCAUAGGAACCGUCAACAUCAGCGAGAGCGCGAACCAGAGAAGCCGGCCUUCAAAAUAGUUCACGCGGGUACAGGAAGCUGGCAACAUCUGAAGUACGAGAAACCAGCACCGACUCCAUAUGAAAGUGUAGCAGAUGAAAAAACUAUUUCUGAGAGGGAAAAUACCGAAGCGCAGCAAAAUGUAGUAGGAUCGGAACCAGUAGUACCAGAUCCGAAUGCUCAACCAAUAUCAUCAUACCCGCCUAAACCAAAUGAAAAUUUACCUGAUAAUGAUUACUUUUUGUCGCAACAUGCGAAAUAUAACGAAGAAACGCAGCAAACUGAAACGACCAUUACUAUUCAGUGCAAUGCUUCGAAGCAGUUUCAGAAUCAAAGUCAAAACGGGUUUCAACCACCUUUGCCGCCCCCUCUCCCCGAAGAGGAACAGCAAAUGUCUGAGAAUUUCGACCUGCUGUUGGGUUUUGGAAUGGACGAAGAUGCGGCAAAGAAAGUUGACCUUUUGUUCACAUGUAACUAUCUCACAGAACCUUUGCCAGAUGACCUGAUUUUAGAGUUGGCCGAACUAGAUUUCGAAAAAGUGGCUGCUUUGGUCGAAAGUUUCAAAAGUGCAGAUUUGAGUAAGAUCAGAAACAGACUGGUAUUUUUCAAAGCUAGACUGAAACUGAUUAAAAUGAAAGGAAUUAGUGCUCUUCCUGUUAAGAAUUCAAGUUCGGCUAAUGGAGUUAGUAGGCUAAUUGGAUACAGGCAAGACCCACAGGCUGUUAAUAGUCAUCAAGGUGGUUUUAUUCAUAGUGGUGUUGCUGAAAACGUAUCGGGCCAGUCGACAGGUCUUUCGAACAUCCAAUCAGAAGCGCAGAAAAUUGUGUCACAAGUAGCCCAGAAUAGCUCAACUGUUGGAAUUGCUCAGUCGCAGACAUAUACAUAUAUGGCCAUGCAAAAAUUAGCCCAAGGCGGGGCUCAGAGUAAUACCCAAAAUCCACUGCCAGCUCAAAAUGUCCAAAGUCAGCAAAUUCCGCCUCCACAAGGAGCUCAAAUAUCAGCAGCGCCUGUUAUGAAUACUGUUCAAAAUGGCGUCGGACAACAGAUGCAACAAGCAGAUCCGAAUUCAAUAGCUGCUAGUGCCGCCGCUGCUUCAUACAACUACCCUCCGAAUCCCUAUCAAGACAUGACAAGUGUGGCUCAAGGUCAAACUGGUCAGUACCCUGGUACAACCCAAUACCCAGCCGGUCAGUAUCCGGGUUAUAACUAUUACGGAAGCUACACUGCAAGUUACGGGUGGGGAAGCUCGGCCACACCUACAAAUGCGGGUGGGGACGCAGGUGCUAAAAGCUACAAUGGGUUGGGUUACAAUAGUAGUAACGUUCCGGCAUACUCUGGACCAGGUUAUAGAACCGGACCUGAUAUGUCAAAAAUGAAUGAGAUUUUACUGAGGACUGGUUACAAUUACGAGCAUAACCACGUGAUCAGAAAAUAUGGACCUCCCCCAGACUGGGUCGGAGACCCCCCGGCAAGCGGACAUGAGUUAUUUGUGGGAAAAAUUCCAACUGAUUGUUGGGAAGACGAAGUCAUUCCAAUUUUCGAGCAGAUCGGAAAAAUUUACGAAGUUAAAAUUUUGAUAGACAAAGAAACAAAUUUAAACAAAGGGUUCUGUUUUGUAUGCAUGUGUACAAAAGAUGACGCGAAGAAAGCUAUCAGCAGACUCAAUGGUUCUUAUAUAAGACAGAGAUGCAGAAUAUUUGUGAAGUACUCGGUGCAGUUUACACGACUGUUUGUAGGCGGAAUUCCAAGGAAUAAGUCGCGUGAAGAAAUCUUCUCGGCGUUCCAUGACGAAGUGCAUAAUCUCUCGGACGUUGAGGUGCUGGGAGGUGAUGAUGGUAUGCAGAAUAGAGGGUUCGCGUUUCUUGACUUCAAGACGUACUUUGAUGCAGCUGUAGCUAGGAAGCGACUACAAGCAGGGCGUGUAUGUAUUCGCACGUGGGGCAGGUACAGUAAGUUCGUGGUGGAGUGGGCAGUCCCGCUGGACAACCCGGACGAGGAGGCCAAGGAGCAGUCGAGGACUAUUCUGGUGAAGAACCUCGGACAGGACACCACAGAGGGAGAGAUGUACGCCACAUUCCAGGGAUAUGGUGCGAUCAACAAGGUGUUCAAGCAGCAGCACUAUGCCUUUGUGGAGUUCAUGGAUAGAGAGAGUUGUAACGUGGCCAUAGAGGGCGAGAAGAAGAGGGGUGGCUAUGAGUGCAGAAUACACACUCCCAUCCCAGAAGUAUCAAAACGAAUGGUGCAAAUCAUCAAAGAACGCACUGCUGAGAAAGAUGCCUUGAAUAACAUGAGCGGAGGCAGCGGGGGAGGGAUGGGCAACGGAUAUGGGGGAGGAGGAGGAAUGGGCAUGAGGGGAAUGGGUGGGGGAGGAGGAUACGGAAGACGUAGUGGGACCGGGGAAGGAGGGGCAUAUGGAAAUAGAGUAUCAGGCGGAAACAGUCAACCUCUCGGCCAAAAUAGUUAUACUAGUAACUCGAGUAACCAGAACGGCGGUGCCCAGUCGUACGACGCGUAUAAUCGGGGCUACUAUGACGCACAGUACAGAGCACACUAUGAUGCGUAUAUGAACCAAGCGUCGGGCGGAGCUCCUCCGGCUAAUUAUAAUAAUUACCCGCCGCUGACCGGAUACGGAAGCACGGCCACGCCAUCUCCAGCGAACUUGCCGGCGAGUGGAGAGGCAGUGGUUACAAACGUACCAGAAUCGUAUAACAGGGAUGUUCCUUAUUAA
This is a messenger RNA of Symsagittifera roscoffensis, 3488 nucleotides long. RefSeq lists its product as uncharacterized. NCBI's taxonomy places the organism in Eukaryota, Metazoa, Xenacoelomorpha, Acoela, Convolutidae. The record is from RefSeq and is a predicted model, not a curated record. Gene Ontology annotation, molecular function: mRNA binding. Gene Ontology annotation, cellular component: nucleus. The coding region runs from base 66 to 3488 and encodes 1140 amino acids. The transcript is spliced from 7 exons.